Phytophthora sojae is the source of this 1518-nucleotide messenger RNA. RefSeq lists its product as hypothetical. NCBI's taxonomy places the organism in Eukaryota, Oomycota, Peronosporomycetes, Peronosporales, Peronosporaceae. The transcript has 3 exons. The record is from RefSeq and is a predicted model, not a curated record. Bases 1 to 1518 code for a protein of 505 amino acids.
AUGCAGGCGUGUCCAUCUCCGCGCGUGUCCAAGGCGUUCGUGCACCCGCUUUCGUCCCCGGUUCGCCCGCUGCACCACCAAGUCGCCGUAUUGGCGGCCGCAUUGCUGCUGCUGCUAUUGCUGGACAGUUGGUGGCAUUCGGGUCCGCUCCACUUCGAGGAGGUCGAGAAUGAGCACGAGCUGGACUUUUACCCGCCCGAGCUGCUGCAGAGCGCGCAGGAGAUCGACGACAGCGAGCGCCUGCACCUCGCGGUGCUGCACGAAGGCUGCAUGAAGCACCGCGAGAGCGUCAUUACCUCGGACUUCGGACGCAAUGGGGACAAGCUCAGCAGCGUCGGCCGGUUCCAACGGGACGACAAGCACCUGAGACAGAAGCUGGCGAACUGUCCCGACGUGGAGGUCUUCCUGCCGUCAGGGAUCAGAGGAGACGGCUACUGCGAAGACGCCAUGGGCUACGUCAAGUACCUGCAGGGCCGAGCGCUGCCUCGGUGGGUCUUGGACCUGGAGUUCCACGACGAGAAGACGGGCGAGAAGCUGACGUACCAUGACCUGUGCCCUAAGACGCCGUUGAUCUUCAUGAACCAUUUCUGGGACGGCGUGCCGGACAGCCCGUCGUGGCCCGCGAGCAAGCCCAUGUACCUCAUGCCGAACGUGGAGAUGUACGAGCUGGUGGCGGAGCACUACUGGCGCGCGGACGUCGUGCUGUGCAAGACGGCUAUCUGCGCGAGGCGCGUGCGGAUGUGGUACCAGCAGAAGGGCAACCCGCGCCACACGCGCGUCAUCUACACGAGGCACACGACGUCGGACGCGGCGCUGUACGCCAAGCACCAGCUCGGGGCCAAGGCGGACGCCCACGCCAAGAACUUCUCGAACGUGCACUUCGUCCACACCGCCGGCAAAAGCGUGUUCAAGGGCACGAACGCCGUGAUGGACUGCUGGCUGUCGCGCCCGGACUUGCCGCCCUUGGACGUCUACGUGGAUCAGAACAUCUACAACGAGUUCCUGCGGCACAAGUACGACGAGCCGAUCCGCGCGCAGCCCCAGGUGACGGUGCACACGGGGCGCGUGCCCGACAGCAUGUUCGGCAAGAUGAUGGUGGAGACGGCCUUCCUGCUGUGCACGAGCGUGCUGGAGGGCUACGGCCACUACAUCAACCAGGCGCGCGCGAACGCGGCGCUCAUCGUGACCACGGACGCGCCGCCCAUGAACGAGCUGCUGCCGGCCGAGUCGGCGGUGCUCGUGCCGCACCCGAGCACGACGGUGGACAAGCAGCUUCUGGGCGGCAACUUCGACGGCGAGCACGGCCUGGAGGGCGUCAAGGGCAUGGCCACGUACGUCAAGGGCGCCGAGGUCUGCGCCGCCGUGGACCGCAUCCUGGAGAUGACGCCCGAGCAGCGCCGCGCCAUGGGCGAGCGCGCGCGCAAGCAGUACGUGCUGGACACCCGCUUCUUCGCCGCGAGGAUGGCCGAGCUCCGCGCGCUCGCCCGCUCCGGCCACGCGCGCUGGUACCGACCAUAA